UUCAUGCUGUCAGCAAUGGCACCACAUGGAAGAGAAAUGUCACAAGGCCUGAGAAAGAAAAUAAUUUCUUUACAAAAGAAAGGUAAAGGCUACAAGAAGAUCAGCAAAGCUUUACUUAUCAGUCAGAAUACUGUAGCAAAAGUGAUACAAAAAAUUAACAAAGAUGGAACUGUAAGCAUCUCACAGAGAUAUCCAGGCCUUGACAGGAGUGUCUUCUGAUGAGAAGGGUUGAAGAAAAUCGUCAUGCAAGUUCACUCUGCAUUUAACUAAAGAAGUAGAACGCCAAACUGGGGUUAUUGUGUCCUGUGGCACAAUACGGCAUACAAUGCAGAUGAAAGGCAUGCAUGGGUGUCAUCCAUGA
Messenger RNA from Staurois parvus, 361 nucleotides. Lineage: Eukaryota; Metazoa; Chordata; Amphibia; Anura; Ranidae. The record is from the annotation of a GenBank genome assembly.